UCUUGGCGUAAUGGUUAUAGUGUUUGCUUGACGAGUCCGGAUCAGGGCUACCCACCGAAUUCGCUACGGUACAUUACAGGCAGUAAAAACUAAGGACAUGAAAGUAACCCACCGUGCGUUUCUGAUUAUUUCCUCACCACGCGCACAGAGAGUGGGAACCUUGAACGAAUAGACUAGAUAGCAGACACCGACAGGGGAGGCGGAACUUAAAACAAGCCAUACAGCUCAGCUAUAGUCCAUUUACAAAUGCGGUUCAUCUCUCAAUGAACAUUUUUCUUUUACUACAAACUACAUGAGAUAAUUGAGUGCGCGUUAUUAUCUUAGAGAUAAAAAAGAGAAGAGACCGAGGAGUCAAGAAAAGAAGAGGACAGCGUUGAGAGUAAAGAGUUGUAAAAUAUAUAAUUAAACGCGGAAUUAAUUCACAGCGUGGCACUCGACUCAACUGAUACCGGAGGGAGCAGACUGAGAGGACCACACGCAGUGUAUCAUAACUGCUGCUUAGAGCAUGGAGCCAGACCAAUCAGAGAUGAGCAUCUUGGGACAAUCGCCCAAUGGGAAAGGUCACGACCUAGAAGAUGACGCAUAUGUGUCCAUGAAGACCAUGGCAGAGGAAUUAGACACAAAUGGUACUCAAAACGUCAGGUUUGAUGAUCCUGAUGCCAUCCUGGAGAAUGAGGAGUUUCUGCCCAACGGAGAUGGGAGGAAGCCCAUGCGCUUCGCAGAUUUUGAGGGAAAGACGUCUUUCGGCAUGUCUGUGUUCAACCUGGGGAAUGCUAUCAUGGGCAGUGGAAUCCUGGGACUGGCUUAUGCCAUGGCCAACACUGGCAUCCUCCUCUUCCUGUUUCUUCUGACUGCUGUGGCGGCUCUGUCCUCCUACUCCAUUCACCUGCUGCUCAAAUCCUCUGGCAUUGUGGGAAUCCGAGCUUAUGAACAACUAGGCUAUAGAGCCUUUGGCACCACAGGCAAGAUGGCCGCCGGUAUCGCCAUCACACUACAGAACAUUGGAGCCAUGUCCAGCUACCUGUACAUCGUCAAGUCUGAGUUCCCAUUGGUCAUCCAGGCCUUCAGUAGGGCAGACCCCACGGCUGAUUUGUGGUACCUGAAUGGGAACUACCUGGUGAUCAUGGUCUCCAUUAGCGUGAUCCUUCCUUUGGCCCUGAUGAAGCAGCUGGGCUACCUGGGCUAUACCAGUGGUUUCUCCCUUAGCUGCAUGGUCUUCUUCCUCAGUGCGGUGAUCUAUAAGAAGUUCCAGAUCCCCUGUCCGUUUGAGGAGUUCUCUGCAGCCAAUCACACGGUCUCUCACCUGGACAUCCACCUGAACGUCACUGAUAACCACGCUCUCCAUGAUAAUGGUCUGUUGCACGAGGUGGAUGACUCCCACUGUGGUGCAAAAAUGUUCACCAUGAACUCUCAGACAGCAUACACCAUCCCGAUCCUGGCCUUUGCCUUUGUGUGCCAUCCUGAGGUUCUGCCUAUCUACACUGAGCUCCGCAACCCUUCUCAGAGGAGGAUGCAACAUGUCUCCAACCUCUCCAUCCUGGUGAUGUACACCAUGUACUUCCUGGCUGCUCUCUUCGGCUACCUGACCUUUUACGGUAAGACUGAGCCAGAGCUGCUACACACAUACAGCAGAAUCGACCCUUAUGACACGCUCAUCCUGUGCGUGCGAUUGGCUGUCCUCACCGCUGUCACACUGACUGUCCCCAUCGUGCUCUUCCCAGUGCGCAGUGCCUUGAACCAGAUGUUUUUCUCCAGUAAAUCAUUUAACUGGCUUCGUCAUGUGGCCAUCGCCAUCACUCUGCUCUCCUUAAUCAACAUUCUGGUCAUCUUCGCCCCCAACAUCCUGGGAAUCUUCGGCAUCAUCGGUGCCACAUCUGCCCCCUGUCUCAUCUUUAUCUUCCCUGCCGUCUUCUACAUCCGCAUUGUGCCUAAAGAGCAGGAACCUAUGUUUUCCACCCCCAAGAUACUGGCUGCCUGUUUCGCUGGUCUGGGCGUCGCCUUCAUGACCAUGAGUUUGAGCUUCAUCAUCAUUGAUUGGACAACAGGGAGCAGCAACUCUGGCGGUGGUCACUAGAGGCCGUCCUCUGCUCUUCACAUGCCGGGGUCAUCUGGGGGUUGGCAGAGGCUUUAAGGGGAUGCCUAGGUGUGUGUUUAGAACUGUUUUCAUGUAAUUGAUGCACUAUCCCCUCCGUGGUAGAGCAAAGGUCAAAGGCUUCAGUGAGGUUGGGGGUAGGGAGGGGGAGACAUAAUCAACCCGCUGGGAAAAACCAUGCUGAACAUUUCAGUCCUCUUGAGACUAAAGACUCGGACAAAACAGUCUGUACUAUUGUAAAGCAGUAGAGAACUUAUUUGAACAAAAGGUUUCAUAAUCACUGUAUGUAGGCCAUCACAGAGGAGUACUUUUACAUGAAUCAUCAGGACUAAACAGGGUCUUUUUUUAAAAUCAUGCUGAUUAUUAUUAUUUAUCAGUGGGAUAGUGCAUCCAAGUCAAUGGAAAAUCCAGAAGAAAGAAACUCAUGCUGGUUCCACCUUCUUCACUCCCUCCUUCCUUCCCUCCAUCCUUCUCUUUCCAUCCACCUGUUUCUUUCUCCCUGACCACUGUAUUCAUGUGAACUGCAGCUACAUGUACUGUAGUACUGUACAUAUGUAGAUAUGGUGGAAUCUAUAUGUAAAGAAGACAAAGGAAGCACAUGACUACAUGAUAGGGAAGUGACUCUACAUUAUGCGUCAUAUGGUAUUUUUGUACUAUAGAAGAAAUGGUUACAUCUAUAGGUUAGGUAAGUGCUGUAAAACAUACAGUCUGUGGUUCUCUUGGUAUUCCUGUCAAUCACUUUCUGCCAUCAGCACGUACUUUAACCAUCAAAGUUUACCACGCUUUUCCAAAUAUUCUAUUUGUGCGGGCAUACACAGAUAAAGUAUAUGUUCACAUAUAGGAGUGCCAUUAGCCUGUGUUGUUUUAUCUGCCAAAGCUAAGGGUGCAUGUGGUUGUUGGGCUUAGUUCAAGAAUAUGUCCCAUGAUGCAUUAUGUUAUUGAACUCUUCCUGUGUGCCUGGUACCUACAGUACACUCAGAUGAUGGAAGAAUGACUCAACCAACCACACAAAUAGCCUAUACAGUGAAAUAGUAAUCUCUAUUUAUUUUACUAGAUGUAUCCAUGUUUUUUAAUUUCACAAGGUGUGCUAAUGGACUCCGAACAGAGUAUUUAACUAUAUGAUCAGGUAUUUUGAUAGACUUUAUAGAUGGUAUGUACAGUCCGUAGUGUAUUGUAUGAUAUUGCAUAUUGGAGGGUUUAGAUGACCGUUGAAAGUGUAGGAGGCAUCUCGAGGGCAAUGAACUGAUUAAGAAGAAAAAGAUAAACAGCCUUUUACAUUCAUGUUAGUUAGAUGAUCAACUGACAUCCUAGAUACAGUAUUGACAGAUUUUUAUGAUCAAUUGUGCUUUUAUCAAUUUAAGAUGAAUGACUUAAACUGACCUUUUUAACACUAAUAGCACAUAUUCAAUUAAUACUUACAUUUCUACAAUGAAUUUGUAAACCCUUGUCUAAAUUCAGAACAGUUCAACUGUGACCUUUCAGUUACAACUGGGGUUUGGCUUACUGUUUUUGGCAUGACGAAAUAUGGAGGAAAGUGUUUUGGUUAUGUGGUUAUGUUGUAUUGUAUAUUAACAUCUCUUUUCUACUUGUUUUGUGAUUGGUGGUUGAAGUUUUAGUGGAGGAAGCAAGAGUGUCACCUGUCUGUUGAUUGGCUGAUUUAUUAAUUGAUUAAUUUAACACACUAAAUGAACUACUGUGAUAUUCCAGGCAUAGUAUGCUGAUAUCAGGACUCUAUUUCCAAAACGUGUGGCUAUAUGGCUGUAUCUCCUAAUGUAUCUGGUUUCUAAACGUAAGGUCUUGUGAUUAAGUACAGUUUUUAAAGCGUUGAUGAUGAAGUGAACUGAGAUUGUUAGAUUUUAAUGUGAUUCAAAACCCCUUCUUUAGGCUUCUCAAUUUCAUAACGCAGCAUUUGAUACAUGAUUUUCAAAACAACACUGUGACAUCUGUUCUCUCAAAAAACUGGGAUAGCAUUGUAAUAACAUUGUAAUAACACUAACUUUGUUAGUGGUGUUUUCUCAUCUCAAACGUAUAAUUUGCCAAGUCCUACAUAUGUAAGACAAUUGCUAUUUUAUAUUUCAUUAUUCUUAUACACUGCUUCUGAUGUUGCUUUGUCUUUGUGCACAAUAAUUGAUUUUAAUUUUUGAAUCAAGAGAAUAUUGUUGAGCGGUCUUUCUUUUACUCAACGGCUAAAAAGUUAAUGCAUGUAUCUGCCUCAAACCCAUAUUUCUCCUGGUCUUGCUGAGGCAGUGGUUGUGGUAUAAAGGAGGCAACACCUUGCCAUAGAUCAAGAACAGGCAACUCAACAGUCUGCUGGUUGUCUCUGCUCCCUGGUACUUCAUUGAUCCAUAACGAUCAUUGGGUUCUCAGGUCUCUAUCAGUCGCUGAGUUGAAUGAAUAAUACAACAAUAACCAGUGGACACUAUGGUCCAGCCCGUCCCUGCCAUAUAUUAUAGUGUAAUACCUUAAUCCUUAGGCCUCUUCUGUCUGGGAAUGUGCCUAUAGUAUCUAGCUACUACCAACUGUUUCUCUCUGAGAGCCCUUGCGCUUCAACUUUCGAGCUUUGCUAUCACUGUUAGAACGUCUGGGGCAACAUUUUCAAAAUGUUCUCUUGUACCCAACCCAAACUAUGCAAGCCAGUUAACAUGUUGUUAUAGCUCUUGUUUUAACUUUGCAAUUUAUUUCUGAGGAAAUGACAGCACUAUGCGUGAAUAACAAGUUAUGUAUGAACUUUGGGCUUAUAUAAAUAAUGUAUAUAAAUGUAAACCCUUUAUAUUUCUGAUGCAUAUCUAGCUUUUAUAGUGUAAAUAGCAGGGACAGUUUCAGUCUGACAAUAAAACAAAUGUAAAAGUUUUUA
This is a messenger RNA of Oncorhynchus tshawytscha (Chinook salmon), 4946 nucleotides long. It is a transcript of the gene slc38a3b, whose product is annotated as solute carrier family 38 member 3b. The record is from RefSeq and is a predicted model, not a curated record. Gene Ontology annotation, molecular function: L-histidine transmembrane transporter activity; L-asparagine transmembrane transporter activity; L-glutamine transmembrane transporter activity. Bases 506 to 2074 code for a protein of 522 amino acids. The transcript has 17 exons. Gene Ontology annotation, biological process: histidine transport; asparagine transport; amino acid transmembrane transport. NCBI's taxonomy places the organism in Eukaryota, Metazoa, Chordata, Actinopteri, Salmoniformes, Salmonidae.